Messenger RNA from Drosophila navojoa, 697 nucleotides. RefSeq lists its product as uncharacterized. NCBI's taxonomy places the organism in Eukaryota, Metazoa, Arthropoda, Insecta, Diptera, Drosophilidae. The record is from RefSeq and is a predicted model, not a curated record.
UUGAAAUGGGUUUAGUUCGUAAUCAUUGCUGGCUUUUGGCCCUGUGUGUGGUAUUCUAUGCAGAAUCUUGCAGUGGCUACUUGGCUUUUACGCCCUCCAGCACGCAUGGCGUCUUCGCCGCAUUGGCCGUGCCGCUGGAGCUGCCGCAUCGCAACGUGUUUGUUUCGUAUAACUUUGAGGCUAACUAUAACUCGCCCUACAACUGGAGUCUGCCAACGUUAUUUCAAAAUGGUCCCAUCGAGUCUGAGGAACUGGAGCUGUCUCGCAAGGCAACAAUGCUAGAGCAGUCUGAUGCGGAGGGCAGCGGUUCAGAGGAGGAAGAAGCUACUUCAAUGCCCAAGCGCGAGAGACGCGCGCUGCUAACACGCAGCAAUAUUUAUCAUAUACUAAUGGAUAAAUUUAAGAGAAGCGGCUUCUCUGGCGAGUCCUGUUUGCUGCGCUUGAUCUGCGAGACCAAUGCUGCUGAGCUGGGCGAGCUGAAUGGCGUGCUGGGCAGUCUAAUGCAUGUGCUCUUCAGUCCCAGCACCUCGGAGCCGGAGCAGCUGCCGCUGCAGUUCUAUCAGGCGGAGCAGGAUGGCUGGCAUGGUCAUUGCCAUCACUAUGAGGAAAGCUGUGGACACAGCUUGUUGGCGCUGAUAACGGAACCAUUUGAAGAGAUGCUCAAGCGCAUAGAAAUGUAGUUACAAAUAAAGAUUAU